Naumovozyma castellii is the source of this 1653-nucleotide messenger RNA. RefSeq names its product protein phosphatase regulator GIP1 (gene GIP1). The transcript has a single exon. Bases 1 to 1653 code for a protein of 550 amino acids. Lineage: Eukaryota; Fungi; Ascomycota; Saccharomycetes; Saccharomycetales; Saccharomycetaceae. The record is from RefSeq and is a predicted model, not a curated record.
AUGAGGACCUUACAAGACAGCUAUGUUUCAGAAAAAUCGCUAUCAUACAGGAGUCGAUCCAAUUCAAAGAGGAUGAAACUGAAAAGACUACUCCGCCCACAAAAAUAUGGGAAAAACAUUAAAGACAUGGAUACUGAAACGGAACGAAAUAUGUUGACCUCCACAUUGAGAAUUUCGAAGUGUCCGUCUUAUAGAAAGUUAGGAUCAAUAAGGCAAAAUAUUACCGAACAUUUGUUUAAUAUGAGCAAGAAGGAGGAUAACUAUUCAGUAGACCGGAAGAUGAGUGGUGAAAAAGAGGAGUUGCCCACAUACGAUUCAUAUCGUAUUAGAAGUCCACAUUUACAAUUGCUAUUUGAUGAUUCAAUUAGAUCUGAGCUUCCACUAAAUGAAGAUUAUAGCAAAGCAUCAAUAAGGAAAAUGGGUCCAUUCCAAACAAGAAAUUACAUAGAUUCCAAAGAUAUAAGUAUAAGUUACAAUCCCCUAAGGACCAGCUCAAUUUCAAGCAACAUUUCGAAGUACUCAAACAAUGAAACAAACGUACACACAGACUCUACCUAUGAUUAUAGCUUCAAUGUUAAGGAAAAUCCAAAGGAGUCUUCACAAAAAGGAAACAAGGAACUUCACACAGCAAUACUUCUGGAACAGUUAGAUGGUGAAGAUCAAGAUCACGAAUGUUCAAUGAACUCUUCACUUUCGAUCGAGCGAACACCUUACAGUUAUUUAACUAAUAAUCAUAAACAGUUUGAAUAUGCACAUGCUGGCCACAACACUUUCAAACAGAACUCAAUCCCAGAUGAAUCUGUAACUUGUGAAAAUAUAGUACCUCAUGACUCCUUUGACGGGGAAGAAGUUGAUCUAUCGUUUAAUAACCAAUUUAUCUCAGCCGCUGAUUCCUCUUCUUACUCUGAAGAAUCAUCAAGUGAAGAUAAUACAAUCUAUACAGUCCCAACUUUCAGAAAGAAUACUGAAGAAUGUCAACCUAGCAUCGCAGGAAUAAUCCAAAAUUAUGGUAAAGGAGCAUUAACAGAGAGAACACUAUUGAAAUUAUUAAAACAUCAUGAUCGUCCUGAAACAGGCGCACCAAGUAUUACAUUUAGAGAUAAAAGGUUUUAUGAGAACCUAGAUUUAGAUAUGGAAAACAUGGACAAUACAGAAAAUAAAAGUAAUUUUAAUGAGAUCAGACAAAGCGUAAUUGAUGACAUAGGUGAAAACACUCAGCAGAGUGUUCGCUUUAAGGAUAAAUCUGAGGUACUUUAUUUUAAAACUGGUAGUACCAGAAUUAAAAGAAAUUUAACACAUCACUGCAAAGAAAAUAAAGGAUAUCUAUCAAUUGAUGAUAUGGAUGAGAAAAUGAUAUCGACGAGAUCAAUUCUUAAGGCGAGAGAAAACCAGCGACAACAUAUUGAAUCAUACAACGCAGCAUUAUGCGACACAGUUUCUAUGAAAGAAUUCAUGAAAAUUCUUAAUUAUUAUGAUAAUGAAAGGGCAUUCAAGGAAGAUGAGUAUUCCUUAGCCAGGGGGGAACAGUUGAAGCAUUACGAAUAUUUUGCUAGGCAGAUAUCUGGCAACGAUAAUUCAUGUAGAAUGGAGAGUGAGAGAUCAUUGGGACGAGCUGAUAGAGAAAGAAGUCAAAAAUUUAACUUUGCCCAUUAA